CGAAAGUACCGCAAGACCCGAAAGUACCGUAAGAGACAGGUUGGAAAAUUUGAAAACUCGUAAAAUUAGCUCUGAACGGUCGAGCCUUUGGACGCGCGUAUUUAAAUUGACAAGUGCAGUGCAUAAAAAUAUAACUGGAAAUUAAACAAAGCAUUGAAAUUCCAUUAAAAACAUGUUUCAGAGCUAAAGUUUCGUAAACAACCCUUCGUUAUUGUUAAAUAUUUAUACACACCACCGCCCGACCGCCGAUUCCCUCCCACGAAACGCACGCACGCACAUUACGUGUGGCGCCAAUGACAAAAACAACAUACACAUGUAAAGGGAGAAGGCAGCAGCGAUAACGAAACAAACGCAACAACAAUAACUAAAAUUAUUGAUACAGAAGCUGCAGUGACUCCCACAACAAUUGCCCCGCAGAUGAGGUGAACGAACUGCUGCACUGGUUAUCCCUCCAGCCCUAGCAUCCAGCAUCCCAGAAGCACCACCGGCUCUCCAGUAAUUAAGAGGCACUGCCGCCUCUCUCUAAUUGGGAGUUAAGAUGCCUUCGCUCCGUCAGAAGGUCACCACGUACUUUCGUCAAUUGAGUUUCAUUGCAGAGCCCCGCGAGGGUCGUCGUCGUGGCAAUGCAAACGACGGCGAUGACGAUGGCAACUUCAUAACCAAAUAUCUCGAGGGCCGCAUGCAACGACAAUUUGUGGAUGGCCCAGAGAUCUACAAUGGACUGAAUCCCACAGAGAUGCCAGUCCUGAAGUUGGGUGGCUAUGAGGCUGGAACCUGCACCAUCACUGCCGCCUGCACUGGGCCCGACGAGGGUUUGACGGGCAUAAAGCGCUCGAAACUCCAUUUGAGUGCCAGCUAUGCGGAUGACAUUGAUUUCAUUGACACGCAGCAGGAGAACGAGGAUUGCUAUGCCACCGCACGGGCUCCUGCCACAGCCACACAGCAAAGCACCUCCGCCACAAGGCUCACGAAUAAAUUUGGAAGGCCACAGGUGGGCGGUGGCGGUGGUUCGCGCAGGCAAAGCAAUGCGGGAGACCAGCAGGGAGGAACGGCUUCCACCUCGGGCAUGCGUUCGCGGAAAAACUCCAAAAGCAGCAUUGCAAAUCUCUCGGCAGCCGUGGCGGCUGCGGCUUCGGGAGAUGGCGGAAAGGCCAGCACUCCUGUGUUGUCGUCGCAGGAUCAGAACAACAGAAAUCUGUUGAAUGCAAAGACUGAGGCCUCUGCGGAUGCCAAUCCCCAUUCGGAAAGGGAACGUCUGCUCCGCGAGGCUGUAAGCAAUCAGGGUGGGUCGUCCUCCUCCUGCACAUCUCCUCCUGCGGUCGUUGCUGGCGUGGAGAACUGGCGCAUGGAAUGCGACUUUGCCUAUGGAAUCUCGGUGUCCCUCUACGAAACGAAUAUGCUAACGAAGGAGCCCAUGGGUAAUCCCAUUGCCGAUUGCUAUGGCAUGGUUGUGCGUGGAGAUUCCGCUGCAAUGGCCAUGGCAGAUGGCGUCAAUUGGGGCGAUGGAGCUCGUCUAGCCGCUCGCUCGGCUGUCCAUGGCUGUCUGGACUACCUGGAUCGUGCGGUUUUCGGACAGGCACUGGAAUGCAGGGCCACCACCACGCAGGAAGUGUUUGUCAGUCUCUUGCGCAGCCUGUGGGAGGGCCACGGCUGCAUACUGGAAGUAGGAGGAGCACUGUCCACCCUCACCAUUGCCGUUGUGCUGCCGCUGGACGGCGCACCCGGAAAGUAUGUGGUGUGCUCCUGCAAUGUGGGCGACUCCCUGGGCUAUGUGUACUCCAAGAAGCAUGGCGUAAGGGAGUUGACUCAAGCCUCCCACGACAUCAGCUCCAUGAGGGAUAUGCGUGAUGCACUGGGAGCCCUGGGCCCUGCAGACGGCAACAAGCCCGAGUUGAGUAAUCUCACAUUUACGAUGAGCUGCAUCGAAAGCGGGGACAUUGUGUUCCUCACAUCGGACGGAAUUAGCGAUAACUUUGAUCCGGUGGUGGGGAAAUUCGCCGAGGCCUGGACACCCGAUGUAAAGCUGCAGACAUCUGUGGGGAAGCCCUCGAGUUUGGCGCCCAAGCGGCAGAACAAGAGUGCCUCUGCGAUCUAUGCACGGCUCCAUCCCUCGACGCCACCCACACGGCCAGCGAGGCAAGUAAAGGCGGGCAGUCCGCCUAGCAAUGCGCCCAGUCGUCCGAAAUAUAUGCGGUCCCAGACGCUGAUUGAGCCACGCCAGGGACUGGUAACGCCAGCCGCUGUGACGACGGCACCGCAGCGCAUACCAAAGUCGAUCUCUGGAUUGCCGCUUGUGACAGGACCCCAACGGCAUGCUCUGACGCUGUAUCGCCUGGAAGAUCUCCUCAGCUAUGGCAUCAAUGGCACCUUCUCGCCCUGCGUUUCGGCGAGGAGGCUCUGCCACCUGCUUAUCGAUUUCGUGCGAAUGAUAACCUCUGCGCGCCGCAAGACCCUGGAGCAGCGAGAGCUCUUCUACAAGCUCUCGACGGGACCCGAUGGCGCCAAGCGGGAGGUGCAGCUCAAUCGAAUGCAGCAUCGGGCGGCCAGAAAGAGGGUUGUGGACAGCAGUGCCUUUGUGGCUUUGCCAGGGAAACUAGAUCAUGCCACUGUGCUGGCCUACACAGUAGGUGGAGGAGGAGGAGCAUCGGAGGGAAAUGGCAAUGAAAAUGAGGGAACGACCACGACGACACUUUCCCCCGUGCUACAAUCCAAGGAAUUUAAGGAGACGAAUUUCUAGACUGCAGAACCAGCUUUUUGGAUAUACUUUUUCUCACUCAUAUAUCUACACAUUGCUAUAUACAUACGUAUAGUAUACAUAUAUACACCCGAUAUACAUACAUAAAUAGUUAUAUAUUGUAUCUCUAUAUCUUUGAUAAUCGUAUUACGCUUUAAGUUUUGUUGAUUUUUAAUUUCUUGAAUAUUCGAAUGCUACUCAUUUGUCAGCCAUAAAUUUUGUAGCCAUUUAUUUGUACGACAGAAAUGCCUCAAAUGUUUUAAACUACCAAAAAAAGGAUAAAAACUGAACACAGAAUAAGGAAACACAAAAUGUAAAUUCUAUUUUUACACUCCCUAUCCCUCAUUCGUAAACCUUUUUACACCAACCCAACUGUUGGGAAUUGAAAAAUGCUUUAAA
Molecule: messenger RNA, 3133 nt
Organism: Drosophila subobscura
Lineage: Eukaryota; Metazoa; Arthropoda; Insecta; Diptera; Drosophilidae
Product: PP2C-like domain-containing protein CG9801
Source: RefSeq, a predicted model, not a curated record